AUGUGCGUUCGACAGGAGAAACUGCGUGAGUGUGUCGAACUGUGGCAUGAGAAGGCUGCCUUUCUUUCGGCUACUUUAAGGUCGUGUCCGGCAUUGGUAGACCCAAUGUCUUGGAACAGGAUCGUGAUUGCUGAUUUCCAGCAGUCGGAGGCCUGGCAGAGCUGCUUGAGGGCCUUGGGAGCUAAGUAUCGCUGGGGCCUUUGGAAUGAUUUUGAGGGACUGUGCAGCUCAACAUGUUCAGUGGAGAGGGCUCUCAACAUGGCAGAGUUGCUACACUAUGCUGGUGGCGAUGCCAUGCGCCAAGCGCUCAAGUUCAGGAAGUCCAAGUCCAAACAGGCAAGUCUUUGGCUGGCAGAUCCAUCAAACAAACAAAAGAUCCAGGAAGAAUGCCAAGAGAUGCUCCGUGACGCGGUCCGGCCCAGCAGAACAGAGCCGGAGGAGAUGUCAGAUGCAGGGCAGGGGUGGGGUCAUGGAUUCUGCUCGGGCCGCUGGCGCCUAGUGACGACUUGGCAGUGGGAUUUCGGGGGUCAGACUGUGGCUGGUCUGACGCGGGAGUUGUAG
Messenger RNA from Durusdinium trenchii, 561 nucleotides. NCBI's taxonomy places the organism in Eukaryota, Dinophyceae, Suessiales, Symbiodiniaceae. The record is from the annotation of a GenBank genome assembly.